AUGGACCAGCUGACGGGCAGUUUUCCCGUGGCAGGCAGGGCCAGACUCACUUGCCAGCAGUGUCGAGCGAGGAAAGUGCGCUGUGACGGCGAGGCAGAGGGCUGCGGCGGCUGCCGGCGGCUGCACUUUGACUGUUCGCUCUCGGCCACAUCGACCACAUCGACCACAUCGACCACAUCGUCGUCACUGCCGGCACCACCCCGACAACGAGUGAGCCGCGCGUGCAACAGCUGCCAGCAGCAAAAAGUGCGCUGUUCCGGCACACGGCCGCGUUGUCUGCACUGCGCGCGUCGCGGCGUGGCCUGUGUCUACCAAGUACCGCCGACGCGAUGGCGCCACCGUCGGACAUCGUCGGCUGCAGACGAUGCGAACAUGGAUGCCCCCGUACCACGCCAGCGAUCACCGGCGGCGACGGCAACAGCAGCAAAAGACAACGACACGUGCAUCUCCUGCCGCGACCUCGUGCGUGUCGCCCACGGCGGCCUUGGCAGCCACAACCGGGACGCCCUCCUCGCGCGUGUCGACCACUUUUUGCAGCACGCCUACCCGCUGCCGUCCUACUCCCUCCUGCACCCGGCGACGACGCGCGCCAAAGCGGCCGCCGGCCAGCUGGACCCGGCACUCGCGCUGGCCCUCUGCGCGCUGACGCAGCUGCAUCCGCACAUACGGCAGGCCGACUGGCAUGCCAGCGCGUGCCAGGGGACGUGUCUUGUGCGCGAGACCGAGACGCUCGUCUGGCAGCAGCUGGAGCGGCCGACGACGGCGCGGCUGCAGGCGCUGCUGCUGUGCAUCAGCCACCGCAUGGAGACGGGCCACUUCCAGCGGGCGUUUAUGCUGGUGUCGCUGGCGGCGCGGUCGGUGGCCGCCAUGGGCCUGCACCAGGAGCCUCUGCGCCCGGACGGCGCGCCGUCGGUGCACCUGCAUCACCACCGCCACCACCAGGAAGUGCGCCGCCGCAUCGUGUGGAGCCUCAAGCUGACCGAGCGGUACUUUUCGCACGGCCUCGCGGCGUUUGAGCUGUGUCCCUUUGAGUCGAUUGAUCUGCAGCUGCCGUGCCGGGAGGAGGCAUUUUCGUUUUCGUCCUUGGGGCGGGCGAGUGGCGACGAUGACAGGGCCGACGACGGCGGCGCGCUGGGCGUGUGCGUCCGCCUCGAAAAGAUGCGCCGCGACAUUAUGAAGAUGAUCCGCGCCGUGUGCAAGGCCGACGGCAGCGACCGGCCCGUGCCGGACCUUGUGCCGGACCUAGUGGCGCAGAUCCGCGACAACGAGCAGCGCCUGCACGCCAUCGGCACGCAUUUCCCGCACGGCACGGCCGUCCGCCACGCCGACCUGCAGCGCCUGGUCGCCCAGGCGCCGCAGUGGAUCGCGCGCCACGUCCAGAUGCACCUGUCAUGGCACCAGUGCUUCUGCGACAUGUACCGGCUGCUGCUGCCCGGGUUUUACGAGGCGGCGCCGCCGGCCGUCCUCGCGACCGUCGACGCGGCCGCGCUGGCGUGGGCCGAGCGCGCGUGCGUGCGCCACGCCUGUGCCAUCCUCGACCUGCUGUCGGGCCUCAACCAGAUCAGCGCCGUGCCGCUGCUGCUCGAGUUUGACACGGCCAUCUGCGCCUACCAGGCGGCGCUGGUCGUGCUGUUCAUUGCGCGCUUCGGCCGCACGCCGCAGCGGCCGACGCACGAGUUUGCCGCGAGCCGCGCGGCGCUGUGCCUGGCGGCCAUCAACCGCUUCUUCCCGUCGUCAGCGCUGAUCCAGCCGAUCCGCGAGGAGCUGCUGCGGGCCAUGGACGCGUAUGCGACCGACAGCACGCAGGCCCAGAGUGUCCAGCAGCAGCAGCAGCAGCAGCACCAUCAGGCGGCAGACGCGACCGACGCGUCGCCCGCGUCCAGUGGCACGCCGACGACGGUUGCCACCAUUGCCACCAUUGCACCCCCCAGCAGGCGCCGUCGCCCGGGGCGCGACGGCGACGACACGUCGACCGACGGCAUGGACACGGUCGUCGCCGAGACUGUUCCCGUGGCGGUGAACGUCUACCCGGCCAGCCUUCCCUUGCAGCCGCCACAGUCGCAGCCGUCCUACUCCCAAGCACCACAUCCGUCACAGUCGCCGUCCUUCUUGUCCGACAGCACGAGCCCCGACUUUGUCCCCGCCGACGGUCUGCUCCAGCAGCCGCUCGUCGAAACGGCCGCGUUUGACUUUGCCGCGUCGUUUCCCCUGGCCGAGAACCGCACCGACGGCGACGUGCAGACGCUCGACUUUCCCCUGUUUCCAUGGUACGGGCUGAUGGAGCAGGGGCUGUUGGACGGCGGGGUGUCGUGA
This is a messenger RNA of Sporothrix schenckii 1099-18, 2313 nucleotides long. RefSeq lists its product as uncharacterized. Gene Ontology annotation, molecular function: DNA binding; zinc ion binding; DNA-binding transcription factor activity, RNA polymerase II-specific. NCBI's taxonomy places the organism in Eukaryota, Fungi, Ascomycota, Sordariomycetes, Ophiostomatales, Ophiostomataceae. The transcript has 2 exons. The record is from RefSeq and is a predicted model, not a curated record. Gene Ontology annotation, biological process: regulation of DNA-templated transcription; DNA-templated transcription. Gene Ontology annotation, cellular component: nucleus. The coding region runs from base 1 to 2313 and encodes 770 amino acids.